AUGGAUUGUGUUGAACCUGGGUUACAAAGUAGAAAUACUAGUGUUAAUAUAGAUAUUCCAGUACACAAGGAUGAUGACAAUGUUCAAAUUCACUGGGUUAAUUCAGAUCAAAUUAUUGGUUCAGGUGAGAAAAUAGAGUUUACUGUUAAUGGGUCGAUUAAUGUUUGUCAUGAAAAAAAAGGUAGAAAUCCAGUCAAAGUAUUAGUUCCAGCUAUAUUUUGUUCUGAUGGUUCAGAACCGGACUACGAUGGAGCUAAAGAUCUUAACAGUAAUAAGUUAAUUGAUGGGUUAAAUGGAAAUGAAGUAUGUAAAAAUAAAGGAUUUGUAGGUAACAAUUGGAAAGUAAGCAAUAGGCGUUAUGUUGAUACUGGAAUCAAAGUUAAUCCUGGUGAUAAGUUGAAUUUUAAAUUAGUGCCCAGAGAAAUAAAAAUUGAUUGUAAUAAGCUAAAAGAGAUAACCUUGGAUGACAACUGCUAUAAAACCGCAGAGGCUACUGAUAAAAACAAAGUUACUCCACAUGCAAUAUGUAAAGGAGGUACAUUUUUCUGUGAAGAUCAGGACAAUAAGAGAGUUAAAACAAAAUUGGAGCCAUUAGAAGGUCAGGAACAGAAAUAUAAAGUUUUAGUGGGUAAUGGAUAUACCCCAUAUGAUAAUAAAGUACACUUUAACGUUAGUAACGGAGUUCAAUGGAUAAGUGGUUCACUGUUAGAUUUACGUCGUAAUAAGGUAGGUCUAGAUAAAGUAGACCUAGAUAAGUUAUGUGCAGGAGAGAAAGACCCGACAAAGAAGAAAGAGUGUCAUGAUAAUGAGAAAAAGAAAUAUUCAUCUAGUGAACUGAAUUGUUAUUAUGAUAGAAUAUGUUAUAAUAAAGAAGGUAUAGGAAACUGUAUCUCUUCAAUAAGGCGUGAAGAGUAUGAUGUAGGAGGGAAAUGUAAUAUGUAUCCUUAUCUUGAAAAGCUUGCACAAAGAAAUGUUGGUAGGGAAAAUUCUUGGGCUGAAGCUCUAGUUGCAAAAAUUGCUAGCAGCGACAUAGAUUAUAGUAAUACUCCUUACAAUAGUCGUGCAGAUAUGGAUAUUAAUGCUAAAGGCACUCAAUGCCUUCCAGAGAAAAAUGGAUUAACAGGUGAUAAUGUGUGUUCAAAAAUUAGUAAGGAUUUUGAAGAUUUUUCUUUGCAAUUACAUCGUGAUUAUCUAGUGAAUAAUGAUGUAAAGCCUGGUAGUAAUGUAAUGCUUGCAAUAGCAAAUAACGGUAGUUAUGUUGUUAAUCGUGGUGGAUAUCACGUGCAA
Messenger RNA from Cinara cedri, 1287 nucleotides. Lineage: Eukaryota; Metazoa; Arthropoda; Insecta; Hemiptera; Aphididae. The record is from the annotation of a GenBank genome assembly.